Messenger RNA from Drosophila teissieri, 938 nucleotides. RefSeq names its product tyrosine-protein kinase Src42A-like. Gene Ontology annotation, cellular component: actin cortical patch. Bases 549 to 938 code for a protein of 129 amino acids. Gene Ontology annotation, biological process: endocytosis; plasma membrane tubulation; actin cortical patch localization. Gene Ontology annotation, molecular function: lipid binding; protein binding. Lineage: Eukaryota; Metazoa; Arthropoda; Insecta; Diptera; Drosophilidae. The record is from RefSeq and is a predicted model, not a curated record. The transcript has 2 exons.
AUUUUUUGCGUCCGCGUACUGGUCACACAGCUUUUUGCAAGGCGAUGGGAAAAAGAGGAUAAUAUUUAAGUUAAAAAUGUGAAUGCGGAUGCUAGCCCAACUAAAUAAUAGUGCAAUAGCGAGUCACCCAUUUAAUCGCCUAAUUUGAAUUUCUUUUGCGGCCAAAACGACGGCAUACUGCUGGAUUUGUUGGCUGCCAGCAGCCCAGCAUCACACACACACCCACAUGAGCAAAUGUAGAUAAAAGUGAGAAAACACUCACGCACGCACACACACACAGGCACACGUUUGGUAGUGGGCAGGCAUUUAAUUUUGUUAGUGCCCAGUAAUACAGAGUUGAGCGAAAAGGCGAUAGCAACUUGCACAAAUUACAAGCAGUGAAGAGAGUCAGCGAAGAGGGGAUCGAGUGAGAGCGGCGUUUAGUGCCAACACCCAAGCGUGAUCUCGCAGCCACAAACAAUAAACAAACAGUGAAAGUAACAGUAAACGCAAGCGCUGCAAUUUGGCUUCCAUUGAUUGCAUUUAGUAGCAAAACUACUCAUUCAACAAUGGGUAACUGCCUCACCACGCAAAAGGGUGAACCCGACAAGCCCGCAGAUCGCAUAAAGUUGGAUGACCCGCCCACCAUCGGAGUGGGCGUGGGCGUGCCCCAAAUCCCCAUGCCCUCACACGCCGGACAGCCGCCAGAGCAGAUCCGUCCGGUUCCCCAGAUCCCGGAGAGCGAUACGUCCGGCGCCAACGCGAAGAUUUUUGUCGCACUCUACGACUACGACGCCCGCACCGAUGAGGAUUUGAGCUUCCGGAAGGGAGAGCACUUGGAGAUACUAAAUGACACGCAGGGUGACUGGUGGCUAGCUCGCAGCAAGAAGACACGUUCAGAAGGCUACAUUCCAUCCAACUAUGUGGCUAAAUUAAAAUCUAUCGAGGCAGAACCGUAA